AUGGACGAUGAAAGUGGCUACUUUCAACUUUUUGUGGAGGACGGUAACUUCUACAAUCGUAUUCUGCUCGGAACCCUAUUGCCGGAGCAGCUGUGGGUCCCACUACCCCACUUCUUCCAAACAUGGCUGCGCAACUACAUCGGAGGACUCCUUAUGUACUUCAUCCCCGGCUUCUUUUGGAGCUUCUAUAUUUAUCGUUGGAAGAAUAACGUUUAUGUCCCUAGAGAAGCCAUUCCAUCUAGUGAAGCCAUGAUAAUGCAAAUACAAGUUUCAAUGAAAGCAUUGCCAUGGUAUACUUUGCUUCCAACUAUUGAAGAAUACAUAACAGAAGGUGGCUGGACAAGGUGUUUCCCAAGAGUGCAUUAUGUUGGUUGGCUUCAUUAUGUUGUUUAUGUUGCACUCUAUCUUAUUCUUGUAGAGUUUGGAAUUUAUUGGAUGCAUAAAUUGCUUCAUGACAUUAAACCACUUUACAAACAUCUUCAUGCUCCUCAUCACAUCUACAACAACAAACACAACAUUCUCUCCCCAUUUGCCGGGAUGGCGUUGCACCCACUUGAUGGGAUAUUGCAGGCAUUACCACAUAGCAUUGCUCUGUUCAUUGUGCCUAUGCAUUUUUCAACACAUUUAGUGAUCUUGUUCAUGGAAGGCAUUUGGACAGCAAGCAUUCAUGAUUGCAUUAAUGCAAAAUUUUGGCCUAUAAUGGGUUCUGGUUAUCACACUGUUCAUCACGUGACAUAUCGCCAUAACUAUGGCCACCUCACUAUAUGGAUGCAUUGGAUGUUUGGGACUCUUGUUGAACCUCAUGAUCAUAAGGAAGAUUAA
Molecule: messenger RNA, 822 nt
Organism: Arachis duranensis
Lineage: Eukaryota; Viridiplantae; Streptophyta; Magnoliopsida; Fabales; Fabaceae
Product: delta(7)-sterol-C5(6)-desaturase-like
Exons: 3
Coding region: 1-822 (273 amino acids)
Biological process (GO): lipid biosynthetic process
Molecular function (GO): oxidoreductase activity; iron ion binding
Source: RefSeq, a predicted model, not a curated record